This is a messenger RNA of Frieseomelitta varia, 1049 nucleotides long. RefSeq names its product 40S ribosomal protein S2 (gene RpS2). The coding region runs from base 159 to 998 and encodes 279 amino acids. Gene Ontology annotation, molecular function: RNA binding; structural constituent of ribosome. Gene Ontology annotation, cellular component: ribosome; cytosolic small ribosomal subunit. The record is from RefSeq and is a predicted model, not a curated record. The transcript is spliced from 3 exons. Gene Ontology annotation, biological process: translation. NCBI's taxonomy places the organism in Eukaryota, Metazoa, Arthropoda, Insecta, Hymenoptera, Apidae.
AAUUUAAACGAAAAUACUGAUAGCUUCUGUUUCACUGAAAUGUACAUUCAAAUAUCGGAUAUGACAUCUAAUCGAUAUAUCGAAUUGUCUCGAUCUGAUAAGACUUGGUAUUCGUAUUGAUUAUUCUUCCGCAAUUGUAGUUGGAAGAAAGAGGUGAUAUGGCGGACACUGCUCCAGCCGCACGUGGAGGCUUUCGUGGAGGGUUUGGUUCUCGUGGAGGAGGUGACCGCGGAGGUCCAAGAGGCAGAGGCCGCGGAGGCAGAGGACGAGGUCGUGGUCGUGGACGUGGUAAAGAGGAUAGCAAGGAAUGGAUCCCAGUGACCAAGCUCGGACGUCUUGUCAGAGAUGGCAAGAUCGACUCCUUGGAACAGAUCUACCUUUUCUCUUUACCAAUCAAGGAGUAUGAGAUCAUCGACAAGUUCCUCGGCGUUGAUUUGAAAGACGAAGUGCUGAAGAUCAUGCCGGUGCAGAAACAGACAAGAGCUGGACAACGUACUCGUUUUAAGGCUUUUGUAGCUAUCGGCGACUACAAGGGCCACAUUGGCCUGGGUGUAAAAUGUUCCAAAGAAGUGGCCACUGCCAUUCGUGGUGCUAUCAUUCUGGCCAAGCUUUCAGUCGUACCUGUACGUCGUGGAUACUGGGGGAAUAAGAUUGGUGAUCCUCACACUGUCCCCUGUAAAGUCACUGGCAAAUGUGGAUCGGUUCAAGUGCGUCUGAUACCAGCACCAAGAGGCACGGGCAUUGUGUCAGCGCCAGUGCCCAAGAAACUGUUACAAAUGGCUGGUAUAGAGGAUUGCUACACCUCGGCCAGAGGAUCCACGUGUACUCUCGGCAAUUUUGCAAAGGCUACCUACGCAGCUAUUGCGAAGACUUACGCGUAUUUGACUCCGGAUCUCUGGCACGAGCAAGCACUAAGGAAAGCUCCUUAUCAAGAAUUCGCGGACUACCUGUCGAAGAACCACAAAGUCGUAGGGCAGAAAAUUGCUGAAGUUGUCUAGAGAAAUAAACGUCCAAGCAAAAUAAAGCGAAGCAUUUGAUUGUAACCAAAA